Aspergillus terreus NIH2624 is the source of this 555-nucleotide messenger RNA. RefSeq lists its product as uncharacterized. Bases 1 to 555 code for a protein of 184 amino acids. The transcript has a single exon. Lineage: Eukaryota; Fungi; Ascomycota; Eurotiomycetes; Eurotiales; Aspergillaceae. The record is from RefSeq and is a predicted model, not a curated record.
AUGCGUACUCACGGGCAUGGUUCGACCCAUCCAGGACGAUUUGGUGACUUUGGGGGACGCUACGCCGCGGAGAGCCAGAUCGGCUUCCUCCAGGACUUGACGGCCGUCUUUUGCCACGCAACGUGCGAUGCCCACUUCUGGAGCGAGUUCUGGGAGCUCGUCCCCCCCCCCCCCCCCCCGGCCUACCCCCCUACAGUAUGCGGCAGGGCUGACGCGUGUCGGAGGCGAGGCUGCUAUCUGGCUGAAGCGGGAGGAUCUUCGCACCUUCGGGGGCCACAACGCAUACAACCUCGUCGGACAAGCGUUGCUGGCCCGGCGGAACCGAAUGUGGAUGUAAUGCGAUCCGCGGCCACUGGGAAACACCUGCUGCCACGAGACGGUUCGAUACGAUUGCUGGAGUUCGGCUUCGCUGCGAGCCCGCUCCGCAAGCGACAAUCGGCCGCGGCAGUUCUGUUGCGACCACUGGUGGAUCUGACGCCAGGGCUUCCGCAGGAAUUCGAGAUUGGAUGCAAUAAAGCAGCACGACUCGGAGCCACGUUGGCAGAAAUCCAUUAG